Molecule: messenger RNA, 1972 nt
Organism: Caenorhabditis elegans
Lineage: Eukaryota; Metazoa; Nematoda; Chromadorea; Rhabditida; Rhabditidae
Gene: cutl-12
Product: ZP domain-containing protein
Exons: 10
Coding region: 173-1882 (569 amino acids)
Cellular component (GO): plasma membrane
Source: RefSeq, marked reviewed
GGUGGACGCACCGUUUCGUUUUCUUCCUUAGCCGCGUACUUUCCAAGCCCCCGUGGUGUGCUAUUAAGCGAUUGCGUCGCUGCGGAGAAAUCUCGUAAUAAUUCGGUUUUGAAUAGUUAGUUUUGGCUUACUUUGAUGUGCCCAUGACUACUGUAUUAUUAGUGGAUUCAUGAUGACUUUUGUCAAUUGUUUCAUGAUAAUAAUAUUUGUUGUGAAGAAUGUUAUAGCUGAUAAUAGCAAUUACAAUUUCUACUACACACAUAUGGAACCACCAAAACUGGAAUGUGGCUCAGAAGGCAUUCGUCUUCAUAUCAACCCAACUGGCACAUUUGGUGGUCACGUGUAUGUUCGUGGAUUCUUUCCUCAAACAGUUUGCCAUUUAAACUACUGUACUCGUCUAACUAACCGACCAAUUGUCAUGGAUCUACCAUUUCGCGGACCUUGUAAUGUGAGACGCCGCAGAAACGUAGCACCUCCGUCAAUAUCAUAUGAUGUGACUGUAAUUAUACAACAUCAUCCAUUAUUUGUGACUUCAUUUGAUAAAGCAUAUCGAUUGAAUUGCAUUUAUAGACAACAGGAAUCAACUCUUCAACAGCGGAUUAAUGUGUCAGACAUUCCAUCUACCGCACUGCAAAGUAAAAAUGCUCCAAAAUGUCGAUAUGAUGUACUCUCCGGUUCACUAAAUGGUCCAGUUGUUCGAUUUGCUAAUGUUGGAGAUGUAGUUGUUCACAAGUGGACAUGUGAUUCAGAUAGAUUCGGAUUUGUUGUUCAUUCGUGUGUUGUUAGAGAUGAAUCUGGAAAAGAUUUUCAGUUUAUUGAUGAGAGAGGAUGUGUGACAGAUUUUAGUCUAUUUCCUGAAGUAUCAUAUUCCGAUGAUCUCAAAUCUGCAUUCACAGCAGUUCGUGCAUUUCGAUAUGCUGACCAAGUGAUGGUUCAUUUCUCAUGUCAAAUCACCACUUGUCAAAAACAAGAAAAUGGUUGUGAAGGAAUUUCGCCACCAAUAUGUCGACCCAUGGACUUGGGACCUAUCAAAGUUCAUUAUGUGAAGCAUGAGAAGAAUGGAGAAAAGUUUGAUGAAGGUGGAGGUGUGGAAACGUUACCACCAAGAACUGAAAAUACAUCAGAAGGAUCUACAACUACAGUAAGAUCUACUACAACACGAGAAAGAGCACAAGCAUUCUCAACAACAACUCACAAAACCACUACAUCGAGCAGUUUACAACUGAAAACAGUACAAAGAGACGAAGACAACAAUUCCUUUUCUCCUUCGAGCAAAUUCCGAAACGGCUACAACUUUCCAAACGUAGAAUCAGGAGAAGGUGUUGGUCAAGACAACACUGCAGAAUUCGGCGUCAAAAGAAAAUCAUCAGACGCAGGCGUCAAUGAAUACGGUAUAGAAAUCGCGAAAGAUGAGUCACAGGCUAAACAAAACAAGAUUUCACUUGUUGCAGAACCUGAGAAAUUACCGAAACGAGAAGUAUUCCACGUGGAAACAAUAUCCAAAACAAUGGACAGCGAGCUAGAGCCUCUUCCGUAUCCAACGAAAGCUUCUGUAUACCAACAUCGGAGUCCUCGAAGUCAUAAACGAGUAUUGGAAGACGCAAAUAUAACGUUAGAAGUUGAAACGACAAAGAUUAUGAUUUUGGAAAAUGAGCCAAGUGCAGAGAAAUUUAGAUUGGGAGAAGCUCGUGAACAAUCGGGGCCAGAACCAAUGAAAUGUACAACAUCGGAAAACUAUGUCAGCAACACUUUAUUAUUGACGACUUUGGGAGUACUACAGGUUAUCUCAAUAUUGGCGCUUAUAACUCAACGAUUCUAUUACAAAAAAUCGAUUGACAAUCUUAUUUAUGCUGACGAUCGACCUGGGUCAAGGAAAUUUUGAAAAAUUGCUUUAAUUCUAGAUCUUUAGAUAUAUUUGCAUAACAUUGAUACUCAGGUUUUGAUUUUGUGAUAUUGAAUAAAAAUGUUUCAU